Messenger RNA from Astrephomene gubernaculifera, 1641 nucleotides. Lineage: Eukaryota; Viridiplantae; Chlorophyta; Chlorophyceae; Chlamydomonadales; Astrephomenaceae. The record is from the annotation of a GenBank genome assembly.
GGGACUGCUAGGAUCAUCAUUUCUGCCGCCCUCACUACAGGCUGACCAGGCUGCUUCACCAUCAACUGCCAAUCAUGGCCGAAUGCCCCGUCCCACCACGCCAGCUGUUCAUCGGCGGUGCUUGGGUCCCUCCGAUUAAGGGGCAGUAUAUGGAUGUAAUUAACCCUGCAACGGAGAAGCCGUUUACGAAAAUCCCAGCUGGCACGAGUGAGGAUGUAGACGCCGCUGUGGCCGCAGCCACCGCGGCUUUCAAGUCUGGUCACUGGAGUCGCACAACGGGAGAGUAUCGCGCCAAAUUCUUGCGGGCUAUCGCGCAAAAGAUUCGCGAUGACAAGCUGGUGCUAGCUAAGACCGAAACCAUGGACUGCGGCAAGCCUAUCGACGAGGCGGAGUGGGACAUGGACGACGUGGCUACCUGCUUCGACUACUAUGCCGGCCAAGCCGAGGCGCUGGACGCGCGCAACGGCCCCUCCGCCCCCGCCAUUGAUGUGGGCAUGGCCGAGUUCGAAGUGCGCGUGCGGCGGGAGGCGCUGGGCGUGGUGGGCCUCAUCACCCCCUGGAACUACCCGCUGCUCAUGGCCACGUGGAAGGUUGCCCCCGCACUAGCCGCCGGCUGCUGCUGCGUGCUGAAGCCCAGCGAGCUGGCCUCGCUGACCUGCCUGGAGCUGGCGGCGGCGGCGGAGGCGGCGGGGCUGCCCCCCGGGGUGCUCAACGUCGUGACGGGCACCGGGGCGGAGGCGGGGGCGCCGCUGAGCGCCCACCCCGGUCUGGCCAAGGUUGCCUUCACGGGCAGUGCCGCCACGGGUCGGCGGGUGGCGCUGGCGGCCGCCGGCAACCUGCGUCCCGCCUCCCUGGAGCUGGGCGGCAAGAGCUGCCUGAUCGUGUUCGAUGACGCGGAUGUGGAGAAGGCGGUGGAGUGGGCCAUGUUCGGCGCCUUCUGGACCAACGGGCAGAUUUGCUCCGCCACCAGCCGCCUGCUGGUGCAGCGGGGGGUGGCGCCCGCCUUCCUGGAGCAGCUCAAGAAGAGGGCGGAGGCGAUCAAUGUGUGCGACCCGCUCACCCGGGGCUGCCGGCUGGGUCCGCUGGUCAGCGAGGGGCAGUACCGCCGGGUGCUGGACUACAUCCAGUCCGGCAAGUCGGAGGGCGCGCAGCUGCUGACGGGCGGCGGGCGCCCCCCCGCCCCCGCCCUGCCCCCCCGCGGCGGCUACUGGGUGGCUCCCACUGUGUUCACCGGCGUGCAGCCGCACAUGCGCAUCUGGCGGGAGGAGAUCUUCGGUCCGGUGCUGUCGGUGGCGGUGUUUGACAGCGAGGCGGAGGCGGUGCAGCGGGCCAAUGACAGCGAGUAUGGGCUGGCAGGUGCCGUCAUCAGCGGCUGCCCUGACCGCUGCCGCCGUGUGAGUGAGGCGCUGGAGUGCGGCAUCGUGUGGGUCAACUGCUCGCAGCCCUGCUUCUGCUACGCCCCCUGGGGCGGCAUCAAGAACAGCGGGCACGGUCGCGAGCUGGGCGAGUGGGGGCUAGAGAACUUCCUGUCCGUCAAGCAGGUCACCAAGUACGUGUCCAAGGACACGUGGGGCUGGUACAGCCCGCCCUCGCAGCAGGGGGAGCAGCAGGAGGGGCAGGGGCAGGAGGGGCAGUCGCCGU